This is a messenger RNA of Exophiala mesophila, 1695 nucleotides long. RefSeq lists its product as uncharacterized. Gene Ontology annotation, molecular function: protein binding; calcium ion binding. NCBI's taxonomy places the organism in Eukaryota, Fungi, Ascomycota, Eurotiomycetes, Chaetothyriales, Herpotrichiellaceae. Gene Ontology annotation, cellular component: plasma membrane; cytoplasm. The transcript has a single exon. Gene Ontology annotation, biological process: endosomal transport; endocytosis; actin filament organization. Bases 276 to 1532 code for a protein of 418 amino acids. The record is from RefSeq and is a predicted model, not a curated record.
UCUGUCGGUCCAACAUCCACCCAGUCUGCCUCUGCUCUUGUUGCUCUAUUCUCUCUCAUAGCUAGGCGACUGACGGAUUUGUGAUCCCCUACACCCAGUUCACAAACACCACCACGGCCCUCGUAUAGCACCUGUUUUCUUGUUUGAGCGUUGUGUUUCCAGCUUACCCGCCUCUUCCUCUUCCCCAACCAUCGGUCGUCCUCUCCACGAUUCAAUCCUCCUUAUACUUCAAUCUCAGCACCCCACCUACCAACCCACCCAUCUACUCACCGGCCAUGUCCUCCUCCUCAAGCAAAAAGAUCGAGCAAUGGGAAAUCAAUCGCUACUGGGAGAUCUUCUCAUCGCUUGUACCUCAACCAGCAGCGCCACACUCCCACCUCACCAACCAAGCCGCCGCAACGGUCCUGCGCAACUCGCAAUUAAGAGACGACCAACUCGAACGAGUAUGGGACCUUGCCGAUGUCGACGGCGAUGGAGAACUCGACUUUGAGGAAUUCUGUGUUGCCAUGCGCCUGAUUUUCGACCUCGUCAACGGUGAAUACCAGGAUGUGCCGACCUCGCUACCCGACUGGCUUGUUCCAGAGUCCAAGGCUCAUUUAGUCGCAGCGAAUCGCGCCCUUACAGGACAUCAGGCGGCGCAGUUUGAAAGAAUCGAAGACGACGAAGAGGAAGCUGGACUCAAGGACGGGUUUGAUUGGUAUAUGAAUCCCGGUGAUAAGAGGAAGUACGAGGAAAUAUACUCGGCAAACAAAGAUCGACGUGGGGAGAUUGGGUUUGAAAGUCUACAUACUCUCUACUCGAGUCUCGAUGUGCCGGAUACGGAUGUCCGCAGUGCGUGGAACUUGGUCAACACGAGUGGGAGAGAUACGAUUUCCAAGGAUGCGUGUAUUGCCUUCUUACAUAUCUUGAACUAUCGACAUGAAGGGUUUAGGAUCCCGCGGUCGGUGCCGCCAAGUUUGAGAUCGACAUUUGAAGGGAAUAAGAUCGAUUAUCAGAUCGAUAGUAUGAGGAACCGGGCGCAGAAAUACGAUGAAGAUACUACGUCGGGACGGAAGGCCAAGUUUGGAGAUGCCUACCUCAGUCGCAUUGGUGGAAAGGGCGGAUCCUCGUACCAGCCGAAAGGAACGGAUUUCUCUGAUGUGGUCGAGGACGAAGAUCUGGAAAAGGUACGGCUGUUGCGUGAGCUGCGCGAGCUCGAGGCAAAACACGAUGCAGCGACCGCGGCGGUGGAUAGGAGAAGGAAGCAGAGACUGGAGAAUGGUGGUUCAGGUGGGAGACAUAAUCGACCAGGCAAGACGAAUUGGGCUUUGGUCAAGCGAGAGGGACAGCAGUUACUCGAAUUCAAACAGCGGCAGUACGUUGACCUCAAUUCGGAAAAUGCAAACAAAUCAGGCUCAGACCUGAAGCGGCUGCGUGAGGAUUUGGCCUUGGUUGCCGAACAGGUCGAAGGGUUGGAAUCCCACCUUCGAAAGCGAGAGGCCGACUUGGAGAAUGUACGGAGAGAGAUUGAGGCGGAGAAGUCGGCUAGGUAGGGAGUGGAAGGGAAGUGAUGAUGAUUUUGCUCAAUAGGAUAAGCACUGGAAUGGUCACCACACCGAGGGGGGUUCCGUCACAAAUGCGUUUGUGCCAGGGCGGCCAUCUUGUUGUACCCUCAAAGAAAUAUAAUCAUAAGCCAGCGAUUUUUGAUUUGAAACA